AUGGUCAAAUUUGAACUUUUGAGAUUGGCAAAAUUUGUUAAGCAUCUUUUGAGUAGGUUUUUUAGUGCUGGGAAGCAAGGAGCACUGUACAGUUAUCGAAGGAGGAGAAAUCUUUGGGACUGCUAUGCCGUUGAUGCAAGAUUUCUUUGGAUUCUCAAAGUUGGAACUCAACAAAUCGAUGAAACGGUUUUAAAUGCAAAUGCGGGCUUGAAAGUAGAGGGAAGUACUGCAUUUGCGAGUAGAAUGACCGGUCACGAACUAACGGAUAAGAAUAUGGCUGGAAGUGCUCAAAAAGGAGAGGUGAUUUCUGGAAAUCGCUCAGGGCUUACUAUGCGGACUGUGACUAAGUUAGAAGAUCCACACAGCAAAAUGAAUUGA
Molecule: messenger RNA, 378 nt
Organism: Enterobius vermicularis (human pinworm)
Lineage: Eukaryota; Metazoa; Nematoda; Chromadorea; Rhabditida; Oxyuridae
Source: the annotation of a GenBank genome assembly